Messenger RNA from Mytilinidion resinicola, 1566 nucleotides. RefSeq names its product batten's disease protein Cln3. The transcript is spliced from 3 exons. Gene Ontology annotation, biological process: regulation of intracellular pH. Bases 7 to 1398 code for a protein of 463 amino acids. The record is from RefSeq and is a predicted model, not a curated record. Gene Ontology annotation, cellular component: membrane; vacuole. Lineage: Eukaryota; Fungi; Ascomycota; Dothideomycetes; Mytilinidiales; Mytilinidiaceae.
UUCCCCAUGCCACUGCCUAUGCCAGGCUCGCCUGCCGCGUCCUGGCCACUGUUCCGCGCGCGUCUCAGAUCCGUAUUCGAUGGCGCCGAUCCGCGUGUAUGUGCUGCCUUCUGGCUGUUCGGCCUGAUCAACAACGUCCUCUAUGUCAUCAUCCUCUCCUCCGCCCUCGACCUCGUCGGGCCAUCAGUCCCCAAGGGCGUCGUGCUGCUCGCCGACGUGAUACCCUCCUUCCUGACCAAGCUGGUUGCCCCAUACUUCAUCCACAAGGUUCCCUACCAGAUCCGAAUCCUCAUCUUCGUGGCCUUGUCCGCAUGUGGCAUGCUUCUUAUUGCCCUGACUCCCGCCUCACGCGACGGCAAAACAGUCGCAGUCAAGAUGUUAGGCGUCGUCCUAGCCAGCUUGAGCAGCGGAGGCGGAGAGCUCAGCUUUCUCGGGUUGACGCAUCAUUACGGCCACUUUAGUCUCGCUGCAUGGGGAUCUGGGACAGGCGGAGCAGGGCUCAUCGGAGCCGGGGCCUACGUGAUCGCCACAACCACUCUGGGACUGAGUGUGCGCACGAGUCUCCUGGCUUUCUCGUUCUUGCCCGUCAUCAUGCUGAUUAGCUUUUUCAUCAUCUUGCCCUUGGGCCCUCUCAAGGCCGGCGCAAAGCAAGCAGAGUACGAGAGAUUAGACCAAGACCAAGACCAAGCACCUACUGGCUCUGCCGAAGAAAGUGACUUCGAUUCCUCACCCACUGCAUCUCCCGAAGGCGAGCAUCUACUCAGCUCCUCCAUGCAUUCGGCGUCAGGCCGCAGCUUUACUUUCAUCAACCAGUCGAGAUCGCGAACACGCAACGCAUGGAAUAGUCUAAAGGCAAAUCUUGCUCGCUCUCGAGGAUUGUUCUUCCCAUAUAUGCUUCCCCUCCUUCUUGUCUAUGUGGCUGAGUACACGAUCAAUCAAGGCGUCGCGCCCACACUCCUCUUUCCUCUCAAAUCAAGCCCCUUCGAACACUUCAGAUCCUUCUACCCUACCUACAACGCUGUCUACCAGGUGGGCGUCUUCCUAUCAAGAUCCUCAACUCCGUUCUUCCGUGUCCACCACCUCUACUUCCCUUCAAUACUUCAAGUAUUGAACCUGAUUCUCCUCACGUCGCACGCGCUGUUCGACUUCAUCCCAAAUUUCUACAUCGUGUGCCUCAUCAUCUUCUGGGAAGGGCUCCUAGGCGGCCUCGUGUACGUAAGCACCUUCGCGGAGAUAACAGACAAUGUGCCCAAAGCGGACCGCGAAUUUAGUCUUGGUGCUACUAGUGUGAGCGAUUCGGGGGGUAUUUGUAUAGCGGGCUUCGUGGGGAUGGCGUUUGAGGUUUGGUUGUGCAAUUGGCAGGUUAGGCACGGGAGAGAUUUUUGCAAGAAACUUUAGGAGUAUAAGAGGUGAAUUUUUGAAUAUGAUACCACUGCCACUGUAAGAAUUGCACAUUCUCAUUGCUCGUUCCAGUAAGAGGUAAGAACCGUCAUGAGAUCACGACUCUGCGUUCUGGGCGCCCCCAAGUUCUUUUCACCUCACCUCUUUCAAUCUCAACCCCAAAAU